AUGUUAACAUGUGAGCCGCAACUUUCUGAUUAUAUGACUCGACCGAAGGUAGAGUAUGUUCAGAGCAAGCGAGGUGGACGGCAGCUGGUACGAGAUGGCUACCGAUACCAUAUGAAGAGACGGAACAAAUAUGGUUACGUUACGUGGAGAUGCAUCCAUAGAGGCGUUUGCAAUGCUUAUUGUGUUGUAGACAGCGACUCGAGACUCAUGAAAGAUAUAUUUUUACACACUUGUCCCGCUAAAGAAGACUCGUAA
Pieris macdunnoughi is the source of this 255-nucleotide messenger RNA. The record is from the annotation of a GenBank genome assembly. NCBI's taxonomy places the organism in Eukaryota, Metazoa, Arthropoda, Insecta, Lepidoptera, Pieridae.